Molecule: messenger RNA, 1279 nt
Organism: Oxyura jamaicensis (ruddy duck)
Lineage: Eukaryota; Metazoa; Chordata; Aves; Anseriformes; Anatidae
Gene: GAMT
Product: guanidinoacetate N-methyltransferase
Exons: 6
Coding region: 119-832 (237 amino acids)
Biological process (GO): creatine biosynthetic process
Cellular component (GO): cytoplasm; nucleus
Molecular function (GO): guanidinoacetate N-methyltransferase activity
Source: RefSeq, a predicted model, not a curated record
AGCCCGCCGUGCACACUCAGCUCUUUCCCAGCCCCGGCUAUUUAAAGCCAGCGGAGUGCUCAGAGCCCUCUCCCUCCCCCAGCACCGCCGAGCCCUUGGACUUUCCUCCCGCAGGACCAUGAGCGCCCACCCGGCCGCAGCACCCAUCUUCGCGGAUGGCGAGGACUGCCGGCAGGCCUGGCGGGGGGCAACGGCCGCCUACGAUGCCCCGGACGCCCACCUGGAGAUCCUGGGGAAGCCGGUGAUGGAGCGCUGGGAGACCCCCUACAUGCACUCGCUGGCGGCCGUGGCCGCUUCCAGGGGCGGCCGCGUGCUGGAGGUGGGCUUCGGCAUGGCCAUCGCCGCCUCCAAGGUGGAGGAGUUUGCCAUCCAGGAGCACUGGAUCGUGGAGUGCAACGAGGGCGUCUUCCGGCGGCUGGAGGAGUGGGCCAGGACGCAGCCACACAAGGUGGUGCCACUGAAGGGGCUGUGGGAGGACGUGGUGCCAACGCUGCCGGACGGGCACUUCGCUGGAAUCCUGUACGACACCUACCCGCUGUCGGCAAAGACCUGGCACACGCAUCAGUUCGCCUUCAUCAAGGACCAUGCCUUCCGCCUGCUGCAGCCCGGCGGGGUCCUCACCUACUGCAACCUCACCUCCUGGGGCGAGCUGCUGAAGACCAAGUACACCGACAUCGAGAAGAUGUUUGAGGAGACCCAGGUUCCGCACCUGGUCGAGGCCGGGUUCAAGAAGGAGAACAUCAGCACCACGGUCAUGGACCUCGUCCCCCCCAAGGACUGCCGGUACUACUCCUUCCACAAGAUGAUCACCCCCAGCGUGGUGAAGCACUGAGCGCUGCCCCGGAAAGCACGAGGAGGAGGAGGAGCUGAUGAAGCACCAAGGAGCGCACAAAUUCGCUCUCCUCUCCAAUCCCUCAAUUCAGCAGGAAUUCCAGAGCUCGGCUCUGAGCAUUCAGCCACAGGGGUUCGAGCACUCGUUUGCUCUAAAAUACCGAUCAUUUUUUUAAAUCAUGGGGUAGCUUUCGGAGCUCAAGACAAAUAAUCUAAACAAGGCAGGAGAAAUGGGGAGAACCAGGCAGUUUGAGGCAGAUUUGUUAGAAUUGGAUUUCGACUGCUCCCGAAGCAACUUUCCAGUGAAGUUUCCUCAUAUUUUUGGCUAAUGUCUAUUUUAAUAAGUUCUGAUUCUUUUGACCCUCUUGCAGUUCAAUAGCACAUAAAUGAUGUUUCCUUUCUCUACCCAGAGGGGAUAAAAUCCAUUAAAACAGAAUGCAAUACACAA